Molecule: messenger RNA, 1569 nt
Organism: Plasmodium inui San Antonio 1
Lineage: Eukaryota; Apicomplexa; Aconoidasida; Haemosporida; Plasmodiidae
Exons: 1
Coding region: 1-1569 (522 amino acids)
Source: RefSeq, a predicted model, not a curated record
AUGAAGUUCGGAAAGAGCAUACGGAGGGAGAUGCACAAUCACCCCGGGAUGCACUACCUGGGAUACAAAGGGUUAAAAAAGUUAAUCAAACAGAUUAGAGAAAGUCAGAUGGAAGGAAGGCAUACCGAAAGGAAGCAACUGAGUGUGCAGUUCGAAAACAUGUUGCAUUGGGACUUGGAUCAUAUUGAAAGGACGUUUAGGAAAAUCUUUCUUGAAAUUAAUCGGAUGAAGAAUGAAAUUGAGAAGAGAUUUUCUUCUCGCAUUUUCAACAAUGAAGAGUUAAAAGUGAAUAAAAAAAUAUGUUCGUUUGAUAAUAUACUGGAGAUGGUGAAGGAGGGGGGGGUGGUGUCUGAGGAGGUUCUGGAUUUUUGCAUCCGGUUGAGUCUGCUAUCUAAUAAAUGCAAAGUGAUUCGGACCUACGUCGUGUACAAUUACGUGGGGUUGGUGAAGAUCCUGAAGAAGAUGCGCAAGCGAUGCGGAAGCGACGCCGAGGAAGAAGCGGAGAAGAAAGCAGACCAACAAGCGGAGCAGUCCGAGAGCCGCGCCCAGCUGGACCACCUCACCUCCGCGUCAGACAAAGUGUCAAAUGGCAUGUCAAGCAGCGUCCCCAUCAGCGUCCCCAUCAGCGUGGCGAACAUUGUGGCCACCUACUCAUGGUGCCUCUCCGAUGAGCUGCCCCAACUUAUCACCUCAGUGAAUAUCAUCUCCGACGAAUUCAUACGGCAGUUGUGCAACUCCCCCGUCACGUCGGAGAAAUACACAUGCCCAAUCUGUCUGUGCCUCAUUCACGAUCCGGUGACUUUAAACUCCUGCUUUCACUCCUUCUGCUGGAACUGCUUAGCCACAGCGAUACAGAAGUACUCCAUCGAUAAAUGCCCCUCGUGUAGGACCAAAAUUGUUUACGAUCGGGAUUCUUUCAAAAUUGACGGCAUUUUGGGUCAAUUUUUGAAGAAGCACUUUAUGAGCGAGCCAGCUGCAGGGUGGGGUAGCCACCCACGCGAUGGGGGACCCUCACGUGGAGACGAGGCGUACCAAGAAGGACCAGAAUGGGACGCAUCUUUAUCCAUCACCGAGUGCGCCUUUCAAAACGAGAGAGGACCCCUGGAGGCCAAGAAAAACAAGCUAAUCGGGAGAAGCACACGGGGUCGAAUCGGUGCGGAGAUGUCGACACGUGGCACAGCAACUGUAGUGGAAAGAAGUGCACCCUCGGAUGUCGCGGCGCCGGAUACCGCUGACCAGGAUUUUGCUGAGUCCAUUUUAUCACACGGCAGAAAGGACAAACCUGAUCAGGCUAGAGACCAUUUCUUCCCGUGGCACUCCGCCCCUGAUGACGGCGAGACGGAUCCCUGGGAAGAUUUUGACGAAUACUUGACCGUUUUGAAUAGCGUUGAUAAGAAUGUGAUGGAGGACAGGGGGCGUGAGAGUGACAGCUGCAGCGAGGAAUGCCGCGAUCAGUGUCGCGAAGGCCGCUUUCCCCAGUCGGACACGACAAAGUUGGGGCCCAAGGGAGGCGCGCCGGACACGUCGUACCGCCUGGUCAGCGACGUCAUUAGCUACACCUUUAGCUAA